This is a messenger RNA of Hibiscus syriacus, 585 nucleotides long. Its product is annotated as nucleobase-ascorbate transporter 3-like. The transcript has 3 exons. The record is from RefSeq and is a predicted model, not a curated record. NCBI's taxonomy places the organism in Eukaryota, Viridiplantae, Streptophyta, Magnoliopsida, Malvales, Malvaceae. Gene Ontology annotation, molecular function: transporter activity. Gene Ontology annotation, cellular component: plasmodesma; plasma membrane. The coding region runs from base 1 to 585 and encodes 194 amino acids.
AUGAGACAGCUAGCUGCUUCUGGGAUCACAUUCAUACAGUUUGCAAAUAACAAUUCCAUGAGAAACAUCUAUGUCUUGGGUGUCUCUCUGUUCCUGGGGCUAUCAAUUCCUCAAUACUUUGCAAUUAACACAUCUUACGAUGGACAUGGACCGGUUAGAACGAAUGCCAUAUGGUUUAAUGAUAUAAUGAAUACAAUCUUCUCAUUGCCGGCAACGGUGGCAAUAACGGUUGGGACCAUACUUGAUAACACCCUCGAAGCAAAUCAGGUGGAAGAUAGAGGAGUUCCAUGGUGGAAACCAUUCCAGCACAGCAAAGGCGAUGUUAGAACUGAGGAGUUCUACAGCUAUCCCCUCAGACUAAAUGAAUAUAUAUGCUCACCAGGUUUCUCGAACAUUGUAUAUUAUGUACAACACUGGCGAAUUUGCGAGUCACGUGUUCAACCAUUUAUGAAAUUGUCACUUUUGAUGGAUGCGCAGACUCCUCGGUUAUAUUCUUUGGGGUUUGGUCGCAUUUUUACAGAAUCUGAGUUGUGGGAUCCACGCGUGUCUUAUCUUUUCACUCGUCUUUUUCCCUUGUCUCUUUGA